UCGGCUAGUUUUUUUUUCAGGCAUGUAACACGGCCUAUGGCAUGGGACUUCCGUUCGAUGAAACAGGAACAGGAAGUUCCUCGCGACCCCGAGACGGUGAAAUAAAAACAUCCUGUAGCGCGAUGCAAAGAUUACGAGAAAUAAACGUGUCACGCGCACGCUGUACGCCGUGGGGCGCGAGUCGCUCGUAUCCGACCACAUGUGUUUUUCCAUCGGCGAGCUCGUUAUUUUUAUGAUCGCUUUCGGAUUCCGUUGGCCCAAGGUCGAACAACAGUGAUUAACGCCCAAAAAUCAGCCGUUCGCACCUUGGCUCCGAUCGUUCGAGAAAAAUUCACGGUGUGGUCGCCACAGUUAUGGAUAAUUUGAUUUUAGAGCUUGCUUGCACGAAGGGGACUGAGCUGGAUAUUCAAGAAUGCAAUCUGUGCAGGAAAGCAUAUGUGCCAAUGAUAUUGAGAGUCUGGACACGGAAACUCUCAUACCAGUGGAAUUUUUGGCUUGCGAUGCCUCUUCUCAUGUCUCGUCGAGACCGCAAGAUGCCUCGACUAUGGUGGAACUUGGAAAACAGCUUCUACAUAGUGCAAAGAAUGGCGACACUGAUGCUGUUCGUGAGCUUAUGUGUAGGGGCGCGCCUUUUACCACAGACUGGCUUGGUACAAGUGCGCUCCAUCUCGCAGCACAGAACAAUCACUUAGAGACUGCUGAAGUUUUACUUAGAGCAGGAAUAUCGAGGGAUGCUAGGACAAAAGUGGAUAGAACUCCAUUACACAUGGCAGCAUAUGAAGGCCAUCAUCUAAUGGUGCUACUGCUGCUUAAAUAUGGAGCAGAUGUUAAUAGCAGAGAUAUGCUAAAAAUGACUCCAUUACAUUGGGCAGUAGAACGUGAAUACUUGGAUGUAAUAAACAUUUUAUUAGAUCAUGGAGCUGAUACAAAUGCAACUAGUAAAUUUGAGAAAACUCCAAUCAGCAUUGCAUUAGAACACAACAGAUUAGACUUUGUGGAGCUAUUGCAGCAGGAAAGAGUACUAAUAGGUAUUCAAGAUCAUUCACAGAGUCAAGCUAAUUUUGCAGAAUUAGAAGUAGCCACGAAUAAUUUAGUACAAUUGGAGGCUGAGAAUAAUAGCAAAAGUUCGAUAAUACAGGAGGAGGAUCAGAAGAUUGGAGUAAUGCUUCAGCAACCUCAGCGCAAACGUAAAAUUUCUCAAGCACAAAUGGAGAAAAAACAAAAAAUGAUAUUUCAACAAAUUUCUGUAUCACCAAACAAUACAGAUGGUGAACAGGAAAAAGAAAUUGAAGAUGUUGAGAUAAUUAAUGCGAAUAAUAUUAUGAACAGUAAAAAACACAAAGACCUUAUGUCAAUAGGCAGACAGUUUAGGUUAUUAGAAGCACAUGGAAUCAAAAUGAUACCUGUGGAUGAUGAAUCAUCUAUUGUAGAAAAAGCAAUGGAAAGUGGGAGAACAGUAGUUUUAACAGAAGCUGGAAAAAUUGCUCUAAAUUUGACAAAAGGUUCGUCGAUUAAACGCCUUCAAGUUGCUUCGCGGAAAGGAGCAUCGAGGAAAGUUAUAACGAUUAGAACAGACCAAAUUCAAUCAAAAAUUUUAAAUCCAAAUUCUAAUACAUCUACCACUACGUUGCGGAGUCCAAAUAUUUUGAAAAAGUCUGCUGUAGAUAACAAAGCAACAAAACUGUUAGUUACAACAGUUUCUAAUACACCAGCAGCGUCUUCUCUUACCGAAAUCAAAAAUUCUAUUUCGACAAAGGAGAAAGUUGCGAAUUCGACAAAGGUUGAGGAAUCAACAAUUUUACCUUUAGAUGAUGAUGUAGAAGAGAUUACUGAAGAGGAAAAUUCAGAAAUUAGCGAACCAGUAACGGAUAUAGCGGUACUAAAUAGACAAUUAGCAGAAGCGCGAAGAGAAGCAGCAGAGUAUCGUAAACAAUUGCAAGAAAAAGAAAAGGAAGCGGAAAUAUAUAAACAGCAACUCAAGAACAUCACAGCGCAAAUAACAUCCAAGAAAAAUUGAUUAAGGCUCCUGUACACUUACUGCAGCUAUCUUGAAUUAAUGAUGUCAAUGAAGGCGAGAAAAUACACCAUAAUUUUUGCAACAUAUAUUAAAAUAAAAAUUUGUUUUAAUAAAAUAUUAUUGCCAUAAAAUAGCAUUUCGAUACAGCAAACAGUAGUAUGUAAAAUACACUAAGGUUUCCUUUUGUGGGUGAUCAAUAAUAAUAUAUGUCUAAUUGAAAUAUUUGAUUUUACAUGUAAAAUUGUAACAAAAUAGGAGUUUUCAAUAUACUUUAGCACGACAAUUAUUUUAAAUAUAAAAACGCUACACUAAAAUGAAAAAUAAUAUACGAAUAAUUGUAACAAUAAAUAUGCUUCCUGUUAACUUGGACUUGGCAAUCGAGUUAGCAAGAGCCUUAAAUAAAAAUUGCUUAGUUUUGCGAUAGAUGUCUUACGAAGGUAAAUUGCUUCUAAAUUUAAAAAAUUAUAAUAAUUAUUCCAACGGAAUAUAUUUUUACAAAAUAUAUUAGCUUUCUAACGUAAUAUACAGAUAAUGAUGAAUUUAUUAAACGUCAGGAUAUAGAUUUAUUAGGAUUUUAAAUUAUUCUAAUUGCUGCAUAUUUUCUUAUCCUUUUCUCUAUUUUUUUUCUCCAGAAAUAAGAAACAAAGAUAAUCUAAAUAUAAAAUGUCCUUUUCACCAAUAUAGAUUAACUUUAAUCUCUUAACCUUAUAUCUUUUUUCAAGAACUAGAAAAAGACAGGACAAGUUGAGAAGUAACGCGUUACUUGUAACAUCGAUACUGUUUUCUAUCUGUAAUGGUAAUGUAGUUUAACAUUACUUUUAUUGUUUUAUAAAUAUAUAAUACAUGCGUUCAUGUUGCAAUUUAACUACUAUUUACUAUAAAUUUCAUAUUGAUCUGGUUAAAUAUAGACAAUUGGAUGCUACACUAAUAAAGAGGUCAUCAAAAUUUCAUGAAGAAAUACAAAUAAAAAUAACGAAUCAUUGCUCUUUACAUAAUGUUUUUUAAAAUCAAUAACGAGUUACUUUUUAUGGAAAAAUAACGGAAAUAGUAAUGCGUUAUUUUUAUAGUGUCUCAACUCUGAUAAAGUUAAAUAGAGUAAGUUAAAUAGAGAGUAAAGUUAAUUUACAUUAGAAAAGAACACAAGUGUCUCACUCUAUGUUUACUUAAGUUUUCAAAUAAAUAUUUAUAUUUUUUUAACUUUAACUUGAUCCUAUUCAGUAUAGUUUAAAUAUAAAUAAUUGAAAAAUUAUUAGGGUAGUUGAUUUAUAAGAUAUGUAUGAUUCCGUUAAGAAAAGAUAAGAUCUUGAUAUUUGUAUUGAGUUAUAAUUCAAUUCAAUACAUAUCUUAAACUUCUCUGUACAAGAUAUAAAUAUUUGUAAGAAUUUGUAUAGUAAAUGUAAGUCUUGCUUCCUCUCUGUAAUAAAUGUAUUAUAUAAUUUUUUGCAUAAAAGUAAUGAUAUAUAUUAUAGGCAAUUGUUAUUUUCUUUUGAUUAUGCAUAAUAUCAUUUCAAUGUUAAGCAUUUUCUAACAUUUGACAUUUUUUAUUUGACAUGUCAUCUCUUUUGUGCAAUAUCAGUAAAAUACGAUAGAGAUGAUGCACCGAGCAUAGCACAAAGAUUACAGUGUUGUUGGAGUUUAUAAACUAAUCAGAAUUUUAUACAUAUUGUACUUUCAUAUCUUUAACAUAAAUUAUGCUUCUACAUAAUUUACGAAUUGUUACGGAUUAUCAGACAUCGAAAGGAAUGAAAAGUAUAAAAUAUCUUUGAAGUUGUUGAAUGAAAUACUGAAGUCUAUAAAUAAUGAAUUUUUCUAGAAUUGAACAUUGGAAUUGUAUAUUAUAUUAGACAACUGAAUUCGCUCAGUCUUGUAAAUAGAACACAUAAUGUGGAAAGCAAAUCAAUUCAAUGUGAGAAAGUGUGUAAUUUAAAAUGUGCUUAAAAUCAUUUUGCAUAAUCCAUUAAAGUGCACACGAUAUCGCUUCGCCUUAGUUUAAUACGAAGCGUUUGCAUUCCAAGUAUUUUUUCAACAGCUGCCUGGUAGCUAUGAUUUUCGACGAUAAAAAUCGACUGAGAUGUACGAACAAAAAUAAAAAUUAAUAACUAUCAUGUUUAGUCGAUGCUAGAAUAUUUGACCAAUUUAAUCUAAAGAUAUUAUCGAACGAGAUGUGAAACGAUGAGAGAGCGUAUAACACAUAAGGAUACAGAAAGUGGCUGACCUCAGGUACAAAAAAAAAAGAUGCAUUGUAUAAAGUUGUGGAAUGCAACGGUCUAUACUUAGAAUAUAAUUUUUCUAGAAUAAGAUUUUUCUAGCAAUGUAUAUUGUAAAUAUAAAUUUAUACAUAGUUGAAACAUAGAUUCUUGAAAUGGA
This is a messenger RNA of Solenopsis invicta (red fire ant), 4384 nucleotides long. It is a transcript of the gene Atac3, whose product is annotated as inversin. Gene Ontology annotation, molecular function: transcription cis-regulatory region binding; protein binding. The transcript has 8 exons. The record is from RefSeq and is a predicted model, not a curated record. Gene Ontology annotation, biological process: positive regulation of transcription by RNA polymerase II. NCBI's taxonomy places the organism in Eukaryota, Metazoa, Arthropoda, Insecta, Hymenoptera, Formicidae. Gene Ontology annotation, cellular component: nucleus. The coding region runs from base 413 to 2017 and encodes 534 amino acids.